AAAUGGAGAAGCUCCUCCAAGCAAUUCUUUUCUUGCCCCUCCUGCAGGAAAAGUAAAAGUGGAACAAGGAGGAGAGUUGAGCUUAGGCCUGUUGGAGGGCAGAGAAGCUCAGGAAUGUAAUGUUCCUGGAGAGGGGAAUGAGAAGGAGGAGGCCCACCAAGCAAUAGAGGAAAUGGAGACAAUAAAGAAACAGGGGGAAGGAGCAGGAGAGGAGAAGGUCUCUCAGGCAGAAGAGGAAGACUCUCUCUCAGAACGCCCCUUCCAGUGUGGUGUUUGUGGACGCAGCUACAAGCAUGCUGGCAGCCUGAUCAACCACAGACAGAGCCAUAAGACAGGCCUCUUUCACUGCAGCAUUUGCCAGAAGCAGUUCUACAACCUCAUGGCCCUCAAAAACCACAACCGCACCCACUUUGAAACCAAACGCUACCGAUGUACCGAGUGCCCCAAGGCAUUCCGGCUCCAGAAGCAACUGGCCAGCCACCAGCACAUGCAUUGGGACAGGAGGCCGGAGCCUGCUUUCCCCUCGGUCCAACGGCCCCUUCGGGCCAAGCGGGCUGGCAAGGCAGAGACCUUCCCGCUCCUUCGGGCCCCCGCUAAGCAGCUUCCAAACCCCGAAGAGCGUCCAUAUAGAUGCGGGCAAUGUGGGCGCUCGUACCGCCACGCAGGCAGUUUGCUCAACCACCAGAAGAGCCACAAGGUCGGGCACUUCACCUGUGCCUUGUGCAGCAAGGCUUACCCUAACCUCAUGUCCCUGAAGAACCACCAACGCAUCCACUACGAGGUGAAACGUCACCAGUGUCCCGACUGCGGCAAAGCCUUCAAGUGGCAACGGCAGCUGCAGAGGCACCAGCGCCGGCCCCAUCCUUGCAACAAGGUCAUGCCAGGGCAAGAGCCCGAAAGAACUAAAGCGGAUUGUGAAAAGGACCAGGGGAACAACCCCGGAGAGGCCCCCGCCGGGACUCUGCAGAGCCAGCCGCGGCCCAAACGCUUUCGCAACCACGCCUCCCAAAAGAACCCCAGUCGCGUGCGUGGAAAGAAACGUUUGGAGUGCUCGGAUUGCGGCAAAGCUUACCGGGCCUCCAGGGAUCUGAUGCAGCACCUAAGAAGGCAUCAAGCUGAGGAAAGAGGGGACAGUCCAAAAGGCAAGCUGCUGGAGGACCAGCCUUACAAGUGUCAUAGCUGUGAGCGGACAUACCGCCAUCCUGGUAGUCUACUAAAUCACAAGAAGGCCCACGCGACCGGACUCUACCACUGCCCCACUUGCCAGAGGGACUUCUACAACCUUCUGGCUCUCAAGAACCACCUUCACAUCCACACGGACAAGAGACGCCACAGAUGCCCCCAUUGUGGCAAGGCCUUCCGGACAGCCAAGCAGUUGACCGCCCACACAAAGGUCCACGGCAGGUCUAAGGAAGAAAAGACCUUCUCUUGCCCUGUCUGCUCGAAGAGGUUCUUCCACCACCUUACCUUCCAGCAGCACCAGUUGUUGCACACCAAGGUUGAUGGGCACCAUGCCCUUGAGGGCAGUAUCACAGGGGAAGGGAACUGAGGGCUGUUAGCACACGUGGGGAGGUGCACCCAGGAUUGUAUGGCAGGGAGAUCAAAUUACAGGGAAACAUUUGAGGUUUGGGUGGGAAGCUGGCUUCAUGGGAACAAUGGUCCACGCAACCAAAAAAAAAGGGAAAGGUUAAAUUUGGUGGUUGAUGGGAGAUAGGACGAAGAAAAUUGGGUCCAUGAUUCCCCAGCUUUUCUUUUUUUAGAACAUAGAUCAGAAAAAUUGAGCUGGGAUAGCAGGGAAGAGAGCAGGUGAGGUGGGACAGUGGUGGAUUUUCUCUUAACGGAACGUUACGUUGAGCACAUAACAACACAU
Thamnophis sirtalis is the source of this 1870-nucleotide messenger RNA. NCBI's taxonomy places the organism in Eukaryota, Metazoa, Chordata, Lepidosauria, Squamata, Natricidae. The record is from RefSeq and is a predicted model, not a curated record.